This is a messenger RNA of Corticium candelabrum, 1410 nucleotides long. RefSeq names its product transmembrane protease serine 11D-like. Lineage: Eukaryota; Metazoa; Porifera; Homoscleromorpha; Homosclerophorida; Plakinidae. Gene Ontology annotation, molecular function: serine-type endopeptidase activity. The transcript is spliced from 5 exons. Bases 1 to 1410 code for a protein of 469 amino acids. Gene Ontology annotation, biological process: proteolysis. The record is from RefSeq and is a predicted model, not a curated record.
AUGGAGUAUGCUUGGACUUGCACACGUUUAUGGGGUGGUUCGGUCUGUCGUCUUGCUGGUCUUGUGGUCCAUUUGGGAGACCGGCUCGGCCGAUCGCCAGAGUUGCUGGAACGUUUAUCUUCGUGGCUAAAGAACUGGGGAUUGGCGUCGAGAAUUCUACGGAAAGUAGCCAAAGCACGUGAUGCAGAGCAAAACGAAGCAGAGGGAGAUACUCGACUCGGUAUCUCUCCGCCCUCGUCAUUCCCCGAAGAGUCAAUCCGACGGCGAGUAUUGACUCGUCGGGGUGUAGCUGGAUGUGGAAGAGAUGUAGCGUACACAACAGUCAACUUGGAUGCUGAUAAAGCAUUAUUGGAUAUCGAUGUUCGUCACGACACGGAGUUGCUUGUUGUUCAACUGCAAGAUAAUUUCGUUGUAUCCACGGCGCAAGACAAGACGAAAAUCGUUUUAGAAAGUUUUGUUCACACUCAAAUACAAACCCAACUAUUUCCCGACAAAUUUCACAAAGUACGGUCAUCCAGUAACCGUUCCGAGCUUGCUCGUUCCGGCUCAUCGUCUACUCAACUACUUGAUUUCGACUCACCGAGCAAACCUGCUGUCUCCGAGCCUGUAGUCGGAGGAGGACCAUUCAUCAUCGACUUAACCGAUCGAGAAGGCGUCGACAACAAAAAUGCGUCGGCAUGCUCGCAACACGCGAGAGUACCGUGGCAGGUGGGUCUGCUGAUGGCCACCCCCAAUCAAGACGUCACAGAGGAACAAUGCGGAGGCGUGCUGAUCGACAGACGUUGGGUGCUGACAGCAGCGCAUUGUCUCGAGAACGCGACCGUCGCGAUCGCCCUUGUUGGAGCCAAGCACUACUUGACAGGAUUUCUCGGUGACGAGGGACAAAAGAUUUUGGUCGACCGAGUCGUCGUGCACGAUAGAUACGAAAACAAAGACAAAGACGUACCGAGACACGAUAUCGCGCUGCUGCACUUAACAGAGGACGCCGUCUUUGGUCCGGACGUGUUUCCUGCGCGUAUACCUCAGCGUAACAGCUCGCUGGUAAGGAACGGCACUCGAAUGAUUAUCUCGGGUUGGGGGAAAAGUCUGCAAUAUAAUAGUUCGGUUGAUUCCGACUUGCUUCGUUGUGCGCAUGUGCCCGUCGUCUCUAUGGAAGAAUGCGUGUCUGCUCAUCGGCCACUCGAAAAGAAAAUCCGUAGCGGCCACGUGUGUGUUGGAUACGCUUCCGGCGGAGUCGGGGCCUGUAAUGGAGACAGCGGCGGGGGGUUAGUGCAUCGGGGAGACGGUGGGACAAACACGGUGGUCGGGAUUAUCAGCUGGACGUCGCGCUGUGGCGAGAGUUAUACAGUUUGCACGAACGUGCAGAAAUAUCGACCUUGGUUGGUGAGAAAUAUUCCAGAACUGAAAUGA